This is a messenger RNA of Oppiella nova, 1381 nucleotides long. NCBI's taxonomy places the organism in Eukaryota, Metazoa, Arthropoda, Arachnida, Sarcoptiformes, Oppiidae. The record is from the annotation of a GenBank genome assembly.
AUGAGAUUCACAAAAAUCAAAGCCAUUGAAGUGAAUACCGAUUCAGAUUCAGAUGGGUUUGAAGAGGUGGGUCCCCUCACUACCGAUGCUAUGAGUGCACCAAAUAUUGAACCAUUGAAUGUCAAAGAGAGUGUAGGUUUAAGUGAAACGGAUAGAGUUGGCACAGAAGAGGAAUGUGUGGAUGGAAUCGAUGAAAAUAAGACUCAUUUAAACACUGAAAUCAAUUCACUUGCAGACGAAGACUCGUUGAGUGAUAUACCAGAAGAGACUAUUAAAGGGUUAGAACCGAGUCCUUCCAAGUCGUCCACUAAUUUUGAAAGCAUUUCACGCGAAGAACUCAUUAAUUCUUACCGCGAAGUCAAUAAUCAAAAUCGUUUGACAAACCAUACAACGGACCAAAUGAUGAGUGACUGUCAGGAAUUGCUAAGACUUUUUGGAAUUCCGUUUAUUUUGAGUCCAACCGAAGCUGAGGCCCAAUGCGCUGCUCUCGAGCUGUUAGGUCUGACCGACGGCACCAUUACUGACGACAGCGAUGUAUUACUAUUCGGCGCUCAGAAUGUAUAUAAAAACUUCUUCACAGAAAGUAAAUUCGUGGAACUGUUUACAGCCAAAGAUAUCGAGACCAGGUUUGGAUUAACCCGGUCUUCGAUGAUCUGUAUUGCGUUGCUUUGUGGCAGUGAUUACACGGACGGUGUCGAUGGUGUGGGAGCCGUGACGGCCACUGAGAUUUUGAGUGAAUUUCCUGGCGAUGGACUCAAACCACUGUUGGAUUUGAAGGAUUGGUUGACAACUAAACACAAUUCCACAGACAAGAGACCCGAUAAUAAAAUUCGUGAGAAAUUCUUGAAGAUUAAAGUCAACGAUUCGUUUCCAAAUCGAGUCAUUUUCGACGCCUAUAUGAAUCCGACGGUUGAUAAGUCCGAAGAGAAGUUCUUGUGGGCUAUGCCUCAACUCGAAGAACUCAGACGUUAUGCCAGCACUCGGUUCGGUUGGACUCAAACUAAAACCGAUUCAAUACUUUUACCCGUUUUGAAGAAAGUAAACGAAAAACAAACGCAACAGACAAUUGAUGGUUACUUCAAAGUGCAGGUCCAGCCCAAAGAGACGGCUCUCCUCAGCAAAAGGUUAAGUAAAGCAAUAAAUAAAUUGCGCGGAAAAGAGAGCGAACCGGCGAUGAGUGCCUCGACGUCCAGCAAAACGAGUCAAUUGACGAAUAAAGUGAAAAAUCAGAGGAAAAAGCGUCCGACAAAUGUGAACACAAAUAAAGUGAAUCCCAAAUCAAAGAAAAGAAAAACAAACACAAGAACUCAAACGCCCAAAGAGUUAACAUUAUCUGAAACCAGCAGUGAUUCGGAUUAAUUAAAUCCUGUUAUCAUUUCAC